AUGUCGUUCAACUUCGGCCUGCAAAACGCCAAUCAGGGCUCCGGCCUGACUUUCGGCAACACUGGAUCCAACAGCAAUUCCGGCACAGGCUUCAGUUUCGGGGGCAACUCGGCCUUUGGUUCGCUGAACCAGAAUCAACAAAACCAAGGUCAGCAGAGUCAGACACAGAGCUCGGGCUUUGGCUCUCUGAAUACGCAACCUGGCCAAUCAGGAUCAUCGGCUUUCGGCUCAGGUGGUCUUUUUGGCUCCAACAACAACAAUAACACCAACACAGGUUCAGGUGGUUUUGGUCAACUGACACAAGGAUCCCUGGCUUUCGGCGCUAAGCCCGCUGAGGGAAGUAAACCCGCUUUCAGUUUUGGCCAGAACUCUAAUUCGGGUACCACGGGCUCGGGCUUUGGAGCCAGCACUGGCUCAGCCUUUGGCUCAGGAUCUGGUUCAGGUUCCACAGGUGGAUUAUUCGGACAAUCCUCAUCUACAACACCAGCAUCAGGUGGUUCCUUCGGUGCCAAGCCGGAAGAGAAGAAGGAUCAGGCUAACACUGCCUCCUCAGGUGGUCUUUUUGGCGGUGAUGCUCAAAAACCAUCUGGAGGUCUUUUUGGCCAAUCCAGCACGAACACCAACACUGCAGGCUCCACCAACUCAGGUUCAGGCGGCCUUUUCGGUCAAAGCGCCAACAAGGAGCAGCUGAGCUCCACACCUGCUUUUGGCUCCAGCAACUCUACAACUAGCUCGGCUCCAGCUUUCUCGUUCGGUGCUAAGAAAGACGAAAGCGCUGAGGCCAAACCUACUGGAGGUCUUUUUGGCGGUCAAGCAUCAUCGUCCGGCGGCGGUCUUUUCGGUCUGCAAGAGAAGAAGGAGUCCAGUGCCCCAGCUUUCAGUUUCGGUGGAAACACUGCUUCCAAACCUACUACUCCAGCUCCAAGUGGAGGAAGCACAGAGGCAGCCAAGCCUGCUUUCAGCUUCGGUGAGGAAAAGAAAGAAGGCGGGCUCUUUGGCGCAAAACCAGAGGAGAAGAAAGAGGGUGGCCUUUUUGGCGCUAAGCCAGCAGAAAAUAAGACUGGCGGCCUUUUUGGAGCCAAACCCGAGGAGAAGAAGGAAGGUGGCCUUUUUGGAGCCAAGCCGGAGGAGAAAAAAGAAGGUGGUCUCUUUGGAGCAAAGCCAGCAGAGAACAAGGCCGGUGGUCUUUUCGGUUCCAAGCCUGAAGAAAAGAAGGACGGUGCUCCAGCAUUCAGUUUUGGUGCUAAGCCCGAGGAAAAGAAGGAGGGAGCACCAGCAUUUAGCUUUGGCGCCAAGCCCGCUGAGAAGAAGGAAUCUGCCCCAGCCUUUUCGUUCGGCGCCAAACCAGCCGAGAAGAAAGACGACAAGCCUAGUCUUUUUGGCUCCAAGCCCGAGGAGAAGAAGGAUGACAAGCCCAGCCUUUUCGGCGCCAAACCUGAGGAGAAGAAGGACGAUAAACCAGCAUUUUCUCUUGGUGGUGCUGCCACUGGCGCUGCUAAGCCGGCAUUGAGCUUUGGAAGCAAACCCGAAGAAAAGAAGGACGAGAAGAAGGAAGACAAGCCAAACGGCGGUUUUUCGUUUGGUAAACCAGCCGAAAACAAGCCAGCUGCUGGUGGUCUUUUUGGUGCCAAGCCCGAAGAAAAGAAAGCUGACGGUACUGUCGCUACUCAAGACAACAAAACCGAAGACCAGAAAAAUGUGCUGGCCUCUCAAGGUCCUACCCUUAAGCCAACAAAGAUAGAGCCCAUCCCUGUCUCGCUAGACAAUCAAACGAUGGAUGAUUUGAUCACCAAGUGGUCUAAAAAAUUGUCACAGACGACAUCGAUUUUCGAGACAUACACGGAUAAGGUCAACGACUGGGAUGUGGAGCUUGCUAAGAGCGCAGACGAAAUCUCUAAAUUGCACAGGGACUCGACUGAGGUGGAGACGUUGCAGCAGAAGAUUGAUAAGCAAUUGUUCUUUGUUGAGAGCCAGCAGGACGAGCUCGACAAGGUGUUGGACAACUACGAGCAGCAGGCCGAUCUCUUGCUAAGAAACAUCGACUUGAACAACUACGAAGCCAACAGCGGCACCCUUACGACCACAGGAGGUUCCGGCAAUGUGUCUGCAUCAUCCACAAAUGCCACGGACCAAUUGAGAGAAAAGGCCUACCAGAAUGCUGAAUUGCUAGACGAGAGAUUGGACAGUUUGGGUGGAAACUUGGAGACGUUGAUCGGCGACAUCAACGGCGUGAGCGACGUUUUCAACAAGUCGUUGGUCAAGAGCAUUGGCUCCAGAGGCGGCCAGGGCGAAGAGGCUUCGAUCGAGCUGAUCAUGAAAUUGUUGAACAUCCAUCUCGAGAACUUGAAGUACAUCGAAACCACAAAAGACACGCUCGAGCUGAAGUUGACACAGGUCAAGCACACGCAAAGAAGGUGA
Candidozyma duobushaemuli is the source of this 2418-nucleotide messenger RNA. RefSeq names its product FG-nucleoporin (gene NSP1). NCBI's taxonomy places the organism in Eukaryota, Fungi, Ascomycota, Pichiomycetes, Serinales, Metschnikowiaceae. The record is from RefSeq and is a predicted model, not a curated record. The coding region runs from base 1 to 2418 and encodes 805 amino acids. The transcript is spliced from 2 exons. Gene Ontology annotation, biological process: RNA export from nucleus; protein import into nucleus. Gene Ontology annotation, molecular function: phospholipid binding; structural constituent of nuclear pore. Gene Ontology annotation, cellular component: nuclear pore central transport channel; nuclear pore.